Molecule: messenger RNA, 4863 nt
Organism: Delphinapterus leucas (beluga whale)
Lineage: Eukaryota; Metazoa; Chordata; Mammalia; Artiodactyla; Monodontidae
Gene: NAPEPLD
Product: N-acyl phosphatidylethanolamine phospholipase D
Biological process (GO): N-acylphosphatidylethanolamine metabolic process; N-acylethanolamine metabolic process
Cellular component (GO): cytoplasm; membrane-bounded organelle
Molecular function (GO): zinc ion binding; N-acylphosphatidylethanolamine-specific phospholipase D activity
Source: RefSeq, a predicted model, not a curated record
UGUUCUAGAAGCUGUUCACGCGAUCUGAAAUUUAGCUUCUGGGUCUAGGACAGGACAGCAAAUUCGGUGUCAGGAGGGCUUGCGCAGAGUGCGAGAGAGGCAUGGGCCCGGCCAGGAAGGGCAAAACGUGCCGCAGCGCCUCCUGUAACCAACAAGGCCUCGGCGCCGGGGCCUGGGAGGGGUGGGCGGCCAUCUUGGUAAAGGCCUGAGCGGCGGCCGGCGCGGGGCUGACGCUGGCGGGGCUGCCAGAUUCGAAGGACACAAUGAGUGAGUGACCGGGCAACGUGGAGCGGAAUCUAGCUCGGCCAGGGCCCCGCGCUGCGUGGGCGCGCCCAGUGGGCCUCGGAUGCGGCGCCGGCUCGCCCCCAGGAUGGUGAGGCGGCGAGCGCUGAGGCGCUGCCUGCAGUUGUUAACGCCUUCGGCGGAGCCGGCGCUGCGGAGCCGGGGGCGGAGGAACGCGGGCGCCGGCCACCGUCGCCCCUUCCGCUGCGCUGGGGCGCUGUGUCCGGGGGCGCUGUGGCCCGUGGCCGAAGAGCAGCAGCAGAGGCGGCGGCGCCGCGCGCGCCUGACCGACCAUCGCGUCAGCUCUUCAGGAAAGGACAUGGAUGAAAAUGAAAGCAACCAGUCCCUGAGGACAAUUUGCCAAUAUCCUAAAGAGGCAGUAAGAAAGCGCCAAAAUUCACGGAAUUCUGGAGGAAGUGAUUCUUAUAGGUUUUCCAGGAAGAGUUUCAAACUGGAUUACAGACUAGAAGAAGAUGUAACUAAAUCAAAGAAAGGAAAGGAUGGGAGAUUUGUUAACCCUUGGCCAACAUGGAAAAAUCCCUCUAUUCCAAAUGUUCUCAGAUGGCUGAUGAUGGAAAAAGAUCACAGCAGCGUUCCAUGCUCCAAAGAGGAGCUUGAUAAAGAACUCCCAGUGCUUAAGCCGUAUUUUAUCGAUGACCCUGAAGAAGCUGGAGUGAAGGAAGCUGGCUUAAGAGUCACGUGGCUGGGACACGCGACAGUGAUGGUGGAAAUGGAUGAGCUCAUCUUGCUCACGGAUCCUGUCUUUAGCGCCCGGGCCUCCCCGUCGCAGCGCGUGGGUCCCAAGCGGUUCCGGCGUCCCCCUUGCACCGUCGGUGAACUGCCCCAGAUAGACGCGGUCCUCAUCAGCCACAACCACUACGACCACCUGGACUACAGUUCUGUCACUGCUCUGAACGAGCGAUUUGGUAACGAGCUGAGGUGGUUUGUGCCUUUGGGGCUCCUGGACUGGAUGCAGAAAUGUGGCUGUGAGAAUGUGAUCGAGCUGGACUGGUGGGAGGAGAACUGCGUCCCCGGACACGAUAAGGUGACGUUUGUGUUCACACCUUCCCAGCACUGGUGUAAAAGGACUCUGACGGAUGACAACAGGGUUCUCUGGGGCAGCUGGUCUGUCUUGGGGCCUUGGAACCGCUUUUUUUUCGCAGGAGACACUGGUUAUUGCUCUGCUUUUGAAGAGAUAGGAAAAAGAUUUGGACCUUUUGACCUCGCAGCUAUUCCCAUUGGAGCGUAUGAACCAAGGUGGUUUAUGAAGUACCAGCAUGUAGACCCAGAAGAGGCUGUAAAGAUUCACAUUGAUGUGCAGACAAAGAGAUCUGUGGCAAUUCACUGGGGAACUUUUGCCUUAGCGAAUGAGCAUUACUUAGAACCUCCAGUGAAACUGAGUGAGGCUCUAGAAAGAUAUGGACUUAAGACUGAAGAUUUUUUUGUCUUGAAGCAUGGAGAGUCAAGAUACCUUAAUGGUGAUGAUGACAACUCUGAGUAAAUAUGAGCACAGGAGCUUUUAAUGAAAAAGGCAUCAUCGGAUAUAAAUCUAAAAGGACUAAGAAAUUCAUGAAUAUUACGAUUUUUUACAUUUGGAAACAACUUCUGCAGGUUUGUGUUCUAUGUUGUAACCUGCUUCCUAAUAUGAUUGCCAGUUCUUAUAAACAGAGAAGAGUUCAGAGGUGGGUCAUUUAAAUAAUGAAGGCUAAUGUGGAUUUUAGGUCAUGUCUCAGUGACAUAAACAUUGCAAUGGAAUUUUUUUUACUAAAGCAUUCUACUUUAGUGGUAGAGUUUUGAGAUUAUGAAAAACUGAUUUUAAAAACUCAUUUCUGUUUUUCUAUUCUUAGGGGCCUUCUGCAUGGUAAGUCAAGGCUGUCUACCUACCUAGAUUUUCUCACAGGUCUGCACACAGAAACAUAUUUCUUACAGUCAUGGUAGAGCAAAUGAUGACAUUGAUUCCCCACAUGGUUAUAUGCCAAAUGUUAAGAGAUUUAUUUUUUUAAACAUAAAAACAUAGGAGUUUGGGCUAAGUUACCAUUUUUUUAAAAGAGAGGAAUAAUAUACUCUGUGGCAUACCUACAAUCCCCCUCCCCAAAUCAAAAGCCCUCUGAGCUGGGCAGAGGAAGGGGAAGUGUGGUUAUGAGAAAAUGUUUUAUUUUUAAUCUAAAAGUCAGACCUGCUCAGCACAAAUACAGCUGCAAGGAAAUAAUUUACAAAGAUAAUGCAGAUAUUAAAUGUUAAUAGACCAUAUACUUUGAGUUAAAUUUUAUUCUUUCCAUAUUCCAUCUUCUCUCUCUUUCUCUCUCUAUAUAUACUCAUUAUUUUUUCUGGUUUCUUAGCUCAAACCCCAGUAUGUCAGUGAGCUUUAUAAAUAUUUUCUGUUUUACAUGAUUCUCUUAUAUUUUUAUAUUACACGAUCCUUAAGCACGGUUCUACUUUUAUUAAGCCAGUGUGGAAUAUUAGUGGUUAAAAAAAAAGACAGUGAUUCUGGGAGUCCACUGCCCUGAGUUUUAGUCCUAGACAGGCUCUACCCGCACUCCAUUACUCUGAACCUUCCUAAAUGAGAGAGCUGAUUAGAGGCCUAUUCUGUCUUCCCAAUCCAGCCUCAGUGAAAUGAACUUUAUUCACACCAAAUGCUACCCAGGUAGUGCCCUGUAAUUUAUUUUCACGUAUAUAUAUGCAUGUUAGCCACUUAAUCUGACUUUUAAUCCUGCUUCUGCCUUGGAUUCUCUGUCACCUAAGCUCAGUGUGCCUCAGUGUCCUCACGUGCAACAAGAGGAUGAUUUUCACCUACCUCCCAAAACUGUGAAGAAUAAAUAAGUCUUUUUUUUAAAAAAACACUUGGAAAAUAUAAGGGAGAAAAUGAUAUCUUCAGAUAUCACUGCCUAAUACAGAUAGGUAGAUUUGAAAGUGGAAAAUAGGCUAAUAAUGCUUUUGAUAAUAUAUAUUCAAGCAUAUAAGGACACUAAACAUUGAGGACUAACAACUUUGUCUCCCACAUUUUGUAAAUUUGGAGAAUAAUAGCCAAGAUAAAUGUAAAUAAUAUUUAUCAAAAUUUAGCAUUUUUAUCUACAAAGAUGCAAAUCUGUCAAGGGGAAAUGUAUAUGUAAUAUAAGUGAAUGUAUAUGAUUUGUGGGCACUAAAGCACAAAAAAUUUCCCCGUAAACUUUCAGGAAAAAACCAACCACUUUUUCACUCCAAAGGAACAUUUAGCAAACAGAUGGGAAUCAAGAUGUUGGCUUAUGGUGGAUUAGCUUUGGCACAGGUUGCCCUAAUACUAGCCAGAGUUCUGUGGUUACCUUCCUUGCUGUUGCACGCCAGACGGAAAAUUCAUCUCUUACCUCUGCUCUAUGAAGCAAGCCAAGCGCAUCUUGCUUAAUUAUUUCUUCUCCUUGAGUGGCCUUAAUGUUAAUUUUGUAUUCACAUGUACUGUUUAACUGAGGGGGUCCCCAGGCACUUUAAAUUAUGUUCUAAGUUCCACUUAAUUGGGCCUGCCUCAUUUUCUAGGCUUCCUCCAAGCUGUAAGUUUUAUGACCAUUUGCAUUCUUUCCACUUUGACAUUUUGUUCAUUAGGAAGUACACUGAGCUUCAUCUCUCCUAUCCACAUUUUGAAGGGUUUUAUGUACAAAGCAAAAACAAAUUUUUUUUUUUUUUUUUUUUUGCGGUACGCGGGCCUCUCACUGUUGUGGCCUCUGCCGUUGCGGAGCACAGGCUCCGGACGCGCAGGCUCAGCGGCCAUGGCUCACGGGCCGAGCCGCUCCGUGGCAUGUGGGAUCUUCCCGGACCGGGGCACGAACCCGUGUCCCCUGCAUCGGCAGGCAGACUCUCUACCACUGCGCCACCAGGGAAGCCCAAAAACAAAUUUUGAAGAGACUAAUCCACUCUGUUCCCUCCAUUCAGUCUAAUACAUGUCAUAAUACCUUUUCAUUGUCUCAUCCUCUAAGUCAAUUUCAUUUUCCUCUUUGAUUAGCCAGCAUCCAUACCAACAUGUAUGAUUUUAUUGAAAUCCCUUUCUCCCGUGAUAACUGAAGAACACUUUGAAACUCACUGCCCAGGAGGGUGGGACCAUCAAUUAGGAGAAAGCCCACCUAAAAAAGGUAAGAUGUGCCAUGACCUACAUAGGUAAAGAUCGAACUGUGCACUUUCCCUGUGGAAUUCUUUCUAGAUGACUCCCCCCUUUUCUCUAGCAUUUUUGACAUUUCAAACUCAAUGCUCUGAUUUCCAGGAAACGUUAUUUGUUCAGACUAAUAAUAGAGGAAAAGAAGAUAGGGUGUUUUAGAAUCCAAUGCUGCUACCGCACAUUGAAAUCAAAUCUUUGUUUUAAUGUGUGUACAUUUUGAAUAUAUUUUCAGUAAACAAGGAGGAAGAUUAAGCAAAAUUGUUAUAAAGAAAUGUGCCUUUCAGGGAGUUAACACUUAUGUUUGCAUCACUUGAUAAAUGAUCCUUAGCCUUCAUAAUGUACAUUAUUACUGCUGUAGCUAAUUUAGAAUUUUCAUCAUGUUUCUACUGUAAAAAUAUGUCUCCCAAGUUUCAUUUCUGUAUCAGGAUAACCCUGAUAAAGCACAUUUUUCUGUUUGAGGA